This is a messenger RNA of Conger conger (European conger), 1017 nucleotides long. Its product is annotated as endonuclease domain-containing 1 protein. Gene Ontology annotation, molecular function: nucleic acid binding; hydrolase activity; metal ion binding. The transcript has 2 exons. The record is from RefSeq and is a predicted model, not a curated record. The coding region runs from base 132 to 1016 and encodes 294 amino acids. Lineage: Eukaryota; Metazoa; Chordata; Actinopteri; Anguilliformes; Congridae.
GAGAGGGAGAGGGAGAGACAGUAGGUUCAGUGGUUGAUUCAAUAUUCAGAAACAGUAGAAAGACGGAGAAACAGAGACGGAGACAGUGAAAGUCAUACUGAAAGGAAGCAAAGGUAUACCAUUCUGUCGGUAUGGGACGCCCUCUGCUUUCGAGCGUCCUGGUGAUGUUGGCGCUCUGGUGCGCUUGUCCAGGCCACGCUACAGUGGUGCAGGACUUCAACCACGUGGAGAGGUGCAAGGACGCUCUGUACAUGGGCACCCCGCCCCGGGGCUACUUCACCAGCAGCCUGAAGAAGAUCUGCCAGCGCUACGAAGACAAGCCCCGCUACGUCACCCUCUACGACCCCCGCAAGCACAUUCCGGUCUAUUCCGCGUACACCUUCAAGAAGUCCGACGGGGAAAAGCAGGUGGACUUCCCGUGGAUGUACGAACCUCAGCUUGCCUCUGAGAAGGCAGGGAGCAACAUGGAGCCCUUCCCGCAGAGCCACAUGCACAUGAACUUCGAGGACACGCAGGCGGUCCUGGAGGACUACUCCGACGUGGUCCAGUACGAGCGCGGUCACCUCAACCCGGACGAGCACCAGGCCGACCCGCUGGACAAGGCCGCCACCUACACCCUGACCAACGUGGUGCCGCAGAUCCGCGCCUUCAACACGGGCCCCUGGUCUGACCACGAGGACGAGGUGCGCAAGACCCUCAACAACUUCUGCCGGGGCACGGCCUACGUGGUGACCGGCACCACCACCUCCGGGAACACGAUCCGGCGGGAGAACAUGGACCGCGUGGCCAUCCCAGAGUACAUGUGGACCGCCUACUGCUGCACCGACUUCGACCACAACGCCCCCUACACGGUCCGCUACAAGUUCCCCGUCUUUGGGGCCUACGCCCUCAACGACCACGUCAACAACCACGUGGUGGAGGUGCCCAUCAAAAACCUGGAGAAGUUCCUGAAGGGAAGAAUGGACGUAGACAGAAACUUCCAGAUCUUUUAUAACGACUGUGUCCCAGACUCCUGAC